Molecule: messenger RNA, 1445 nt
Organism: Lotus japonicus
Lineage: Eukaryota; Viridiplantae; Streptophyta; Magnoliopsida; Fabales; Fabaceae
Product: pollen-specific leucine-rich repeat extensin-like protein 1
Exons: 6
Coding region: 128-1258 (376 amino acids)
Source: RefSeq, a predicted model, not a curated record
UAUAAUCUAGAAAAAGGUUCUCUUUUCCUAGGUUUCUUCCCCUUUCAAAUAAGCACCAAACACUUAUCACUUGAUAUUAAAGCAUUGCUGAUGAAAAGGAAGUUGGAGAAAAAAUUCUUCCUGUAGAAUGGAGAAUUUUAUGAAUCAGAUAAGAGUAAUAUUAACUGGUGCAGAAGAGGAAGAUAAAGCUGAUCUGGGUAGCAGCUGGGAUCGGAAAAUACCAAUACAGAAAACCCCAUCCUUCAAAGAUAAGAAAGAGAAGAAAAAAGCUCAGAACUGGUUUCCAAGACAAUUUUCAAGGAAAAUGAGUCGUGAUUAUGACUCCAUAGAAAUGGAGCAUGCCACAGCAGUAGCUGCUGCUGCAUUCGCAAUAAUCUCACAAGAAAAAGAAAUGAUUGAUCCCCGUGAGAUCUCAAUGACCAGGACCAAAAGCAAGGUUGAUGCUAAAAAACCUCCAAUAUUAUCCCACCUUGGUAGUGUAUCCAAGAGAUUCUCAGGUUCAUUUAAAACCACUGAUGACCAAGGUAGUUACAAGGUGCCAAUAUCCCCUGCUACAGAACAAAAGAAGCCUGAAAAGACCUUCACCCCUGCACCUUCAAUGAAAAAGGCUUUAACAUUUAGUGAAAAAUUCCAAAGCACUGAUAAAAAACCUGAGACCUCAGUACCCAAAAAGACUCCAAGUUUUAGUGAUCAGCAUUUGAUGAACACUGAUGAUAUAAAACCUAAGACCCCAGUACUCAAAAAGACUCCAACUUUUAGUGAUCCGUAUUUGAUGGACACUGAUGAUAUAAAACCUGAGGCUGAGACCCCAAAACCAGAAGUUCCACGGUGGUCAAUGCCACCACCGCCACCACCACCAAUCAGGCAGACCUCAACCCCUGCAAGAGUACCACCAACUGGACAGACUCUACCAAGACCAGGUACUAGUGAAGCAAAAGCAGAUGCUUGGCUGAGGGAAGAGCUUAAAAAUAUCAAAGAGAGGUAUGAAAAGUUGUUAGAGACAAUAGAUUCAUGGGAAAAGAGGAAGAGGAUGAAAGCCAGACGGAAGCUAAACAAGCAUGAGCAAAGUGACAAUGAGCGGAAAAGGGCGAAAGCAAUGAGGAAAUAUCAAGAUAAGAUGAAAUAUAUAGAUGAGAUUGCAGGGGGAGCGAGAGCACAAUCACAUGAAAGGUUAAGGAAUGAAGAGCUCAGAGCAAAAGAGAAGGCAAAUAAAAUUAGAACAACAGGCAAGCUUCCAGGGGUGUGCUCAUGCUUCUAAUAAAAACCACCAAUUGUGUAUGUAACAUAUGAGUUUGGGAACAAACUAAAAUCUGUAAUUAUUUGGUUUCACAACUCUAUUAUCUGACAUGUACAUGUAGCUCUACCUGCUCAUUUGAAGUUUGAUCAUUUUCACUUUAUGUAAAUAAGUUCCAGAUUUCCUGGUUUCUUGCUUUCAUCUGUUGAAA